GUCAACAAAUCAAUAAUAUUACAAUUAAAUGUAAUUUUAUUCAUAAAAUAUGAAAGCAGUGAUUUGAGAUUCAAUGAUAAAAGAGUACUGUAAUAUCUUUUAUGUGAAAAAUAAGUAGAACAUACUACACUUCCGACAGCUUACGCGUAACCGCCAAAAUUACGGACAGAAACGCCAUCUUGUGUAAAAAUGUUGACAUCUUACUAAAUUGGGAAAGAUUUUAUGAUUGCUGUUUAUUCGAGUCUGGUGACUCGAUUUGAGUAUUUAUAUACGUUAAAAAAUGUAACUUUAUCUACUAAUUGACACAUCAACAAGUUUUUUUAUUAUAAGAAAUUCAUAUAAUAUAAAGUCACGAUGUUUUACGCACAUUUUGUGUUGGCCAAAAAGGGGCCGCUGGCUCGUAUUUGGUUAGCCGCUCAUUGGGACAAGAAAUUAACAAAAGCUCAUGUAUUUGAAACGAACAUUGAAAAAUCUGUAGAUGGUAUAUUACAGCCAAAGGUAAAAAUGGCUCUAAGAACCUCAGGCCAUUUAUUAUUGGGUGUCGUAAGGAUAUACUCACGGAAGGCUAAAUACCUUUUGGCUGAUUGUAAUGAAGCAUUUGUCAAAAUAAAAAUGGCCUUCAGGCCAGGCAUGGUCGAUCUGCCAGAAGAACAUAGAGAAGCUGCUGUAACAGCUAUAACAUUACCUGAAGUUUUUCAUGAUUUUGAUACAGCAAUGCCAGAAUUAAAGGAUGUUGAUAUUGAAGCACAGUUUAGUUUAAACCAAUCUCGGGCAGAAGAAAUAACCAUGAGAGAAGAUUAUGGUAGCCUGGCUUUAGUUUCUCAUGAUCAAGGAUUUGGUGAUAUGAGUUUUGAUGCGGAACCACCAGAAUUACUGAGACAUGCUGGUGCUGUAGAACCAUCACUGGAUCAAACUCAUAUGUUAUUCACUGAUGGGCCAGGAAUCGAAGCAACUUUAGAACCAAAAGAAAAAGAACCAGUUCCAGGUCCAUCAGUAACAGCACAAGCUAUGGAUAUAGACAUGCCUAUUAGAGAUGACGGCUUCGGUGGACAUCUUGGACAAGAUAUUAUAUCGGGAGGUCUGUUUGAGGGUGGUUUAUUCGAUGAAGCACCAAUGGGUGAAGUACCUGUACCUGAGGUUAGUGCAGUAACAGAAGCACAAGAACCAGGUGUAGUCCCUGGUGCUCCACCCUCUGUUCACGAUGAAUCUGAAGAAGAAAUGGGAGAUCGCUUUGGAGGACCACCAUCUCCAAUGGGAGGAAUGAGUUCUGAUGAAUCCAGACCCGUUUCCCCAGCCGCGACCGGAGAAGAAGCAGAAGGAAGAAUAAGUGUUGCAAGUCGGCGUUUUACACCUGCUCCGCCUACUAUUCCCGAAGAGCGUCCAAUGGAAGCUAUCGAAGAAGCUCCACCGCUACAGGACCAAACUACAUUGUUACACGAUGAAGAAGAAAGUUUUGCUCUUGCGCCAGUUGAUGCAUCUGCUCUAAAAGGAUUCACAAAAGCUAAACGUAAGCGUAAGCUUAUCGUGGAUGAAGUAAAAAAUAUUUCUGGUGAAGAAAUGAAAGCACAAUUAUCAGACACGAGUGAUAUUAUUACAACUUUGGAUUUGGCACCACCCACGAAAAGAUUGAUGCACUGGAAGGAAACUGGCGGAGUUGAAAAAUUGUUUGCUUUACCUGGAAGACCAAUACCGGCACGUGUAUUAUUUAAGAAUUAUCAACGACACUUAACAAGCAAGUCCUAUGACCAUGAAGACUUUGGACGUUUAGCAGGUGAAGAAGAGGGUAUGCCCUUGGAACAAAUGAGAGAACCCGUGGAAGUAGAAUCAUUUGAACAAUCUAUUAUAAGUAAACGCAUGGGUCGUAAACGAAAAGCACCAUUCGAAGAGGAGGUAAGGCCACCACCUCCUGCGCCAGUACCUCCUCCAGUGGAAGCCGCCCCCGAAGCAAUAGAAGUUCCAAGCAUAGUUGCCCAACCAAGUCUUCCUCCCCCGGAAUCCCCAGUACCACCUCCGGAAGUAUCUUUACCAACGGAACCAUCGUUAGCCGAAAUCAGUGGCGUAGUGCCUCCUGUAGAAGAAGUAGAAAUGGCACCACCAGCAGCUGAAGCACCUAUGCUUCCCUCAGAAAUACCUGAAAUUACUCCAACCGAGGCUGUUGCCGCACCUGAAGAACCAACUCCAACCAUUCCAACAGAACCGGAAGUUACAGCUGCGCCAUCAGCUGAAAUGCCUCAGAUGGAAAAUAUGGGCUAUGAUCAGGCUCAACUUCAAGUACCCACCUAUCCCGGAUAUGAUGAACAUCCUCCACCACCCCACACGCCUGCUAUAUCCGAAAGAGGGCCCGCGACUCCAUGGAAUCACGAAGACUACGAAUUCCCACCAUCUGUUGGACCUGAAGAACAACAGAUAGAUGAAACUUAUGAACAGUUUGAAGAACGAGUUCUUAACAAAAGAGCAGCACACAUGUACCAAGUUAUUAAAAGUAAACUAGAAACCAAAGAUAGGUUGACGCUAUCGGAAAUGGCAUACAAAAAUAAUCGUAAACAGGUUGCACAAAAAUUCUAUACCUUAUUAGUUCUUAAAAAGUUCCAAGUAUUAGAACUGUAUCAAGAACGCCCGUAUACUGAAAUUGUAGUCAACAAAGGACCAAAAUUCGAAAAUCCUGCAUUGUAAAAGUAUUAGGUAUUUCUUACCUUAAAUUUACUGUUAAUGAAUGAUUGGGAUGGGAGAUUGUAACUAUUUUUAAUCUUACAGGAAAUAAGCGGUUUAUCUAAAUUCUUUUCUUUUUAAAAGAUAAAUUGUAAAAUAAUAUAUAAAGCUACUGGAAGUAAUUAUAAUUGUAAGAACACUGGUUUGUAUAAAACCAGAAGACAUUAUUUUGGACCUUCUGCAUGUUUAUUGUGAUAAAAAAAAAAUUCAUUGAAAGGUACAGAAAUUUACCAUUUAAAAAGUGUAUAAUUUUUUACUUCGAAGAAAUCAUCUUCAUUACAUUUAUUAUCAAUCCGAACAGGGUAGGGUUUGUAUAUAAUAUAUUAAUGAAUAGUAGACAUUUUAUAUCUUACUAUUUACAAGCAACUUCUUGAGUCUACUGCAGGACGGUCCAAAAUUAGUAAUAGUUUUACAAAAUAAUUUAUGAAGUUUGAUACGAUAAAUUUUGUUGAGAUAUUCGAAAAAAUAAUGGGGGAUUUAAAUCUAUAUAUUGUAUUGCUAAAUUUUCUUUAUUCAAAAUCAAGAACGUAUUAUAAUUUUUUCUCUUUAGCGUACUUAUAUCUACUAAUGUAAACAAUUAUUAAUGGAAGAAUCAUGAAAUUAUUUUAUGGAUAAUACUUUUAUGUAUUACAGUCAUACUUUAGGAUCAAUCGCAAGAUUAAGUUAUUUAAAUGCUAUAUAUAUUUUUGUUUUUACACUGAUCAUAAUCUGUAUAGUUACUUUUCCGUAUGAAUCACUGGGAGUUUAUGAUCCACUAUAAGUUAUAUCUAUGUUGUUAACAACAUUCCAAAGAGCUUUGAUUUAAUAGUCGCACUUUUGUGGUUCAAUUUUUAUCAUUGAGUUUUUUUGAUUGUAACUUGGAAAAAGGUUUACAUUAUGUGAAAAUUGUUUAAUCAUAUCUAACCGCUAUUUUAAGGAAAAUAGCGUUAUGAUUAGUAAUUUAAUUAAUCCAACAAUGAGAAAUGUUCAAUAAUUUAUUGUUAUAUAUGUAUACCUGCUUUAUGGGAUACAACUGUUAAAUCGUAAUAAAAAGAAGGUACUAUAUUUUAUCAAAUUGACUUGUCAGAAAUAUUUCAAGAGCAAUCAUGUUACAUUGUAAAUAUACAUGCAUAGUAAACAAUAUGAGCUAUCAUUGUGCAAGUAUGACUGUCUAAAGACGUGUCAUAAAAAAAAGGAAGUCGACUGCUGCGAUAUAUACUUGAAAUGCCUGAUUGUAAAUAGUCUCAUGAUUCAUUAAUCAAUAUACAUCCUGUUUAUAAAAUAAAAAGACGAAAAAUAUUUCU
Molecule: messenger RNA, 3992 nt
Organism: Osmia lignaria (orchard mason bee)
Lineage: Eukaryota; Metazoa; Arthropoda; Insecta; Hymenoptera; Megachilidae
Gene: vtd
Product: RAD21 cohesin complex component verthandi
Biological process (GO): sister chromatid cohesion; replication-born double-strand break repair via sister chromatid exchange
Cellular component (GO): cohesin complex
Molecular function (GO): protein binding; chromatin binding
Source: RefSeq, a predicted model, not a curated record